AUGAUAACCUACUCGGAUCUGAAACUGGAUUCUUCUAAACAUGGAGACAAAGUCAGACAGAAGGAAAUGACAGCUUACUCUGAGCUGAAGUUUCAGAACCAGGCUGAGCAGCAGAGAGGCCAAAGAUUUCAGGAAGCAGGCAGCAGAGGUGCUGGAGGCAGCCCAAGCCCAUCAAGGAGAAAUAAAGCUCCACCUCAUCGACAGCAGUGUGCUACAGUUAUUCUUGGGAUUCUCUGUCUGGUUUUGUUGAUAGCAACAGGAGUUUUGAGUUACUAUGUUUUAGUUAUGGAGCUCAGCCCAGGAAAGGGAAACAGCAGUGAGCAGCCGCCAUCCUGCCGAAGCCAGCAGCCAGGCCUUCCCGAAAUGCCAGAUGAACAGCCUGGUGAUACAGGGCGGAAGUGUCCAGCAUGGUGGACUACUGCUGAGGGCACGUCCUAUCUCUUUACUCCUGAGAAAGGAACUUGGGAACAUUGUAAAUCCUCCUGCAUGUCUCAGUCUGCCUGGCUGCUCAGCAUUGAGAACAGAAAAGAGCUGGAUUUCAUAAAACAAGAAUUAUAUCAAUAUUAUGAAGAUCGUAAGAGUGUUACCUGGUACUACCCAUUCUGGAUUGGACUGUCAUAUUAUCCUGGAUCCAGGAAGUGGGUCUGGGAAGACAACACAGAUCUCUCCUCUGGCCUGUUUGAUCUCCAAGACCCCAGUCAUCAGAAUGAUCAGGGCAGAGUUUGUGUCUAUGUCCAAGGUGGGAAAGCUAAGCCUGGAGCCUGUGGAGAAACUCACUUCUGCAUUUGUGAGAAGGAAAAAAAGUAGAGACACAUUAAUGGGAAAAAAGUGGGAAUGCCAGCCUGAGAUGCUACAUAGACACAGGAAAACAUAAUUUCUUUCUGCCCCCUCUGGACUUUUGUGUGUGUGCCUGUUUCCUGGGUCUCCCCAGCAACAAAGCUGCCUGUGCUGGAGCCAACAGACAUGUAUAGGGCCCUCCUGCUUACAUCCCCA
Molecule: messenger RNA, 993 nt
Organism: Alligator sinensis (Chinese alligator)
Lineage: Eukaryota; Metazoa; Chordata; Crocodylia; Alligatoridae
Product: C-type lectin domain family 7 member A-like
Exons: 7
Coding region: 1-807 (268 amino acids)
Biological process (GO): cellular response to molecule of fungal origin
Molecular function (GO): (1->3)-beta-D-glucan binding
Source: RefSeq, a predicted model, not a curated record